Messenger RNA from Ochlerotatus camptorhynchus, 877 nucleotides. RefSeq lists its product as uncharacterized. The coding region runs from base 58 to 870 and encodes 270 amino acids. The record is from RefSeq and is a predicted model, not a curated record. The transcript is spliced from 3 exons. NCBI's taxonomy places the organism in Eukaryota, Metazoa, Arthropoda, Insecta, Diptera, Culicidae.
AAAAGACUUCGUUUAGCCAUAUAAGUGUAAAAUUAGGUUAUAAAGUGAUACAGGACAAUGGAAUCGUUGAAGAAGUGCGUAGUUCCCUCCUGCCGAAAUGUUGUCGGGCUCCCGGGAUCGUUAAAAUUUUUUGCUGUGCCACCAUCAACCCGUAAAAACAUUAAGGCAUGGAAGCAGUUCAUGAGCCUUUCUGGAGACCGCAAAGAAAGAAUUUGCGAAGAACAUUUCGUUGAAUCGGAUUUCAUUAAACAUGAACGAUCAAAACUCAAUAUCAAUGCUGUUCCAAGCCAAAAAUUACCAUCUGAUGGUACAAAAUUCCGCACUACUGGACUAUGUUGCAUCCGACGCUGCUGUACGAAAGCACGCAAAAUUAUGGAACCUUUCCCGCAAAAAAAGACAACUCUUCGUAAGUGGCACCAGGCUCUGAAUAUUGACCCACACAUGGACACCACGUACGCAAUGAUCUGUCGACGUCAUUUUAAGUCAGAGGACUUUUGCAAAGGUAAUUCGUUUAAUGAAUGCGUUACAGUUACCUCCAAGUAUCUGAAAACAAGUGCUAUUCCAUCGAAAAAAGUCACGAGACUAGUCAGAUUGCCGAAACGGUUUUCUGUAAAGCAAGCCCUUCCACCGUAUCUCCACGACCACAACUAUAGUAAAUUCGAGCCUGCGUCCAAGCAUGUUCGGAAGUGCUACGUAACUGGGUGUCGAUCCAAGGCAAACAACAGAAUAAUGUUACACAGCUUUCUGAAGAAAACAGAUCAUCGGUAUCAGCAAUGGAUUCGAAUUCUUAAGUGUAGAAUUGAACCGACCAUUAACUCAAAAGUUUGUAGUAUCCACUUCCCCAGUAAGGACUAUUUACCUGGUUUGUAAUGUUAAU